Aspergillus pseudonomiae is the source of this 1482-nucleotide messenger RNA. RefSeq names its product Zn(II)2Cys6 transcription factor. The transcript has 5 exons. The record is from RefSeq and is a predicted model, not a curated record. The coding region runs from base 1 to 1482 and encodes 493 amino acids. Gene Ontology annotation, molecular function: zinc ion binding; DNA-binding transcription factor activity, RNA polymerase II-specific. Gene Ontology annotation, biological process: regulation of DNA-templated transcription. Lineage: Eukaryota; Fungi; Ascomycota; Eurotiomycetes; Eurotiales; Aspergillaceae.
AUGGUUUAUCGCGGUAAGCCCAGCAGAGCGUGCUUAGAAUGUCGAGCGAAAAGAAGAAAGUGCGACUUAGCAAGACCAUCAUGUCGUCAAUGUGCCAGGGCUGGCUCCAGAUGUGUCGGAUACCGAGAUCAGAAUUCUCAUGCCUUCCGCGAUCAAACUGUGGAGACUCUGGGCAAAGUUCAACCUUUUUCUGACAAUAGCCCGCCUCUGAUCCGUGGCAAUCAGGCAGUCUCCAUAAGAUCCGAACGAUAUCAACAGGCUGGGUCUAAAAUCACGGUUUCACUUGAGGAUCAGGCUCUGUAUUUCUUUUCCUACCACUAUCUUGUCAAUGGACCUAGGCGCCCUCCCAGCUAUCCUGACUGUUUGGCCAUAAUAUACGCGCGAGCAACCGGACACGGAUACUUGGCUAAGCUGAUCAGUGCUGUCGGAUUGGUUAGCCUGGCAUAUCUGAGAAAUGCACCCACCUUAACUCAAGCGGCGAGGCAGACGUAUUCUUGGGCUCUUCGCGAUGUACGUGCGGCACUCGCGGACCCGGCUGAAGCAGCAUCCGACCAGAUGUUAGUCGCUGUGAUGGUUCUCGUGUUGUACGAAACAGUAACUUCUAACUCCAGUAACAGUCUUAGUCCGUGGGAUAGACAUGUGGAUGGAGCCCUGGCAUUGGUGCAGCUCCGAGGGGUAGGCCAGCUACGUAACAGAAUCGGUCGAAACAUUUUUCUUAACUUGCGCACUGAAGUCUUGAUCAACUGUCUUCAGCGCGGCGUGCGGGUACCAAUCACCUUGAUAAAUUGGAUGAGUGAGGCCCGGCAUUUCGAAACCGCGGAAGAGGCACCUGCUGGUAACCUGGCAGACUUGAUUGUCAAUGCCUGCGCCGUUCUUGCCACGGUCAAGGAGGAAGCCACAGACAAGGCGGAUUUGUCUCGUUAUAUGUCAACACUAUUGUCAAUUGAUCAAGAUUUCAAGUGCUGGACUGAAAACCUUCCCACUGACUAUCAAUAUAACACCUUAACGAUCCCAAACGAUUCUGGAGAAAUGUACUUGGGACGAUACGAUACUUAUUCUGGCGUGGAGAUGGUUCACAUCUGGAACUUGCAGCGCUGUGCGCGCAUCACUCUCCACCAAGCACUCAUUGACUUGUUAUUACUUCACUUCGACAUGGGAUUUUCCCAGCCAGCACCCUUACCAUCCACGGACCUGCUCAGUACUUCGAACACUGUUGUACGCGAGAUCUCCCGUGACAUUUGUCGCAGUGUUCCAUACAUCAUCCAUCUCUGUGAUAAGCCAGGCAAACCAGGUGAUGUGAGAGGUGCUUGUAUUAUGCCUCUGUUAUGGCCCCUCUACAUUGCAGGAACAGCACAUACUGCCAACGAUAGCUUGCGUGAUUGGGUCAUAGCCCGGAUGAAUAAGAUCGAAAAGGUCACUGGAAUUCAAAGAGCAAGGUUUGUGGCUUUGGAUAUACAACAGCGCUGUUUAUUUCCAGAUUGA